CAUCCGCUCCCACGGUAUCGCCCUCUGCCGACCGCGAGAUGGACGAGUCUGCAUCUAAAGCGCGCCCUGCGCCUCCGGGCGUCUCAAUUCGUCAUGGCCCGGUCGGUGACCAGAUGGGUGUCGACUCGGCACCCAAUGGGACCGUCAAGCGCAAAUCUCGCAGCUCGGCUGGGCAACCAGUUAAAUACAAAGAGGAAUCGGAUAGUGACGACGGCGCUCCCUUGGCGAAACGGCAAAAAUCGCAACACCAAAAAGCCGAGCCAGACAGCGACGAUGAGCCAAUCGCCAAGAAGAAUGGCUCGAAGCUGCCUCCGUCCGUCAAGGACACGGCAACCCUCGAAUCAUCUGAUGACGACCAACCAUUAGGGACAAAGAUUGCGCAAAGGAGGGCAAACAUUGAGAAGGCCGCUGCGAAGGAAGCCAAAUCCAUCCGGGCUGACGCGAAGACAAAGAAGGCCACGCCUCGGAAGUCGAUCAAGGAGGAGUCCGACGAUGAGCCGCUGGCAAAGCCCAGGAAACGCCAGUCGAACGGCGUCUCAUCUGUGAAAAAGACCAACGGUGUUAAAAAGGAGCCGGAUUCUGAUUCUGAUGCACCCAUCGCAAAGAAGGCCAAGAAGGCCGCUCCGCCACCCAAGAAGGGCAAGGAUACUGCGCCUGCCAAAGACGCCAAGCCUGUGAAGGAGGAGCCGAAGGAGGAGUCGAAGGAGAACAGCGAAGGGGAAGAGGAGGAAGAAUACCGGUGGUGGGACGAGCCGAAGAAGGAAGAUGACACGAUCAAGUGGACGACGCUUGAGCACAAUGGUGUGCUCUUUCCCCCUCCAUAUGAGCCACUUCCCAAGCACGUGAAGCUCUACUACGACGGGAAGCCCGUUGAUCUACACGUCGACGCCGAAGAAGUUGCGACUUUCUUUGGCUCCAUGCUUCACUCGACGCAGAACGUCGAAAACCCAGUUUUCCAGAAGAACUUUUUCAACGAUUUUAAGGACAUCCUGAAGAAGACCGGCGGCGCCAAGGACUUGGACGGCAAUCCCGUCGACAUCACAGAGUUCAAGAAGCUCGAUUUCACCAAGAUCUAUGAGCACUACAAGGCGAUCAGCGAUGCGAAGAAGGCACGUCCCGCCGCUGAAAAGAAAGCGGAGAAGGCCGAGAAGGAGAAGUUAGAGGCUCCUUACAUGUACUGCAAGUGGGAUGGCCGCAAGGAGAGAGUGGGCAACUUUCGCGUUGAACCUCCGGGCCUCUUCCGCGGCCGCGGCGAGCACCCCAAGACUGGUACUGUAAAAAAGCGUGUGAUGCCCGAGCAAGUUACGAUCAACAUUGGGAAGGAGGCGAAGGUUCCGUCUCCACCUCCUGGGCACAAGUGGAAGGCCGUCCAGCACGACAACAAAGCGACCUGGCUCGCCAUGUGGCAAGAGAACGUUAACGGUAACUACAAGUACGUGAUGUUGGCUGCGAACAGUGCCAUCAAGGGGCAAGCAGACUACAAGAAGUUCGAGAAGGCUCGGGAGCUCAAAAAGCACAUCGACCGCAUUCGCGCCGACUACACAAGGGAGCUCAAGAGCGAGGUCAUGGCAGACCGGCAGCGUGCCACUGCCAUGUAUCUGAUCGACAAGUUUGCGCUCAGAGCUGGAAAUGAAAAGGACACGGAGAAUGAGGCCGAGACGGUCGGCUGCUGCUCGUUGAAAUACGAGCACGUCACCCUCAAAGAACCCAACACUGUGAUCUUUGACUUCUUGGGUAAAGACAGCAUUCGCUUCUACAACGAAUUCACCGUGGAUCGUCAAGUCUUCAAGAAUCUCAAGAUGUUCAAAAAGCCUCCCAAGGAGGAGGGAGACGACAUCUUCGACAGGCUGACGACUUCGCAAUUGAAUAAACACCUUUCCAGCUACAUGCCCGGGCUUACGGCCAAGGUUUUCCGUACCUACAACGCGUCCUGGACCAUGUCGCAGCUCCUCAAGAACCUGAAGGUGGAAGACAGGACCAUGGCCGAGAAGAUCAAGCUCUACAAUGACUGCAAUCGCGAGGUUGCCAUUCUCUGCAACCACAAGCGAACUGUUGGCGCUAGCCAUGAGGCGCAGAUGGAAAAGCUUGGCGAUCGCAUCAAGGGCCUCAAGUAUCAGAGGUGGCGAACCAAGAUGAUGAUGCUCGACCUGGACCCCAAGUUGAAGAAGAAGAAGGGUCCUGAAUUCUUUGAGCUCGAUCCCGAACUCGACCAGGCCUGGAUUGAAUCACACCAGCAGUUUCUUGCAAAGGAAUUGCGGGAGAAGAUUGAGAAGAAGUUUGCGAAGGACAACGAGAAGCUCGAGGCAGACGGCAAGCAGAAGCUGCCGGAGAAGGAGCUCAAGGAGCGCCUUAAGGCGGUCUCGGAGCUCGAAGCCAAGUUCAAGAAAGAGAACAAGACGAACAAAGUCGAGGCCGAGGGCAAGGGUGUCACUGUCGAAAAGUUGACAGCCGCUGUCGAGAAGCUGAACGAGCGUAUAAGGACGCUCGAGUUGCAGUCGGCAGACCGCGAGGGCAACAAGGAGGUUGCCCUUGGCACAUCCAAGAUCAACUACAUCGACCCUCGUCUCACGGUCGCCUUCUCGAACAGAUUCAACGUUCCUAUCGAGAAAUUCUUCUCCAAGACGCUCCGUGACAAGUUCAAUUGGGCCAUCCAGUCCGUGGGCAAAGACUCCACGUGGGAAUUCUGAGAGCCCA
This is a messenger RNA of Thermothelomyces thermophilus ATCC 42464, 2694 nucleotides long. RefSeq lists its product as uncharacterized. Gene Ontology annotation, molecular function: DNA topoisomerase type I (single strand cut, ATP-independent) activity; DNA binding. Bases 39 to 2687 code for a protein of 882 amino acids. The transcript has 4 exons. The record is from RefSeq and is a predicted model, not a curated record. Gene Ontology annotation, cellular component: nucleolus; chromosome. NCBI's taxonomy places the organism in Eukaryota, Fungi, Ascomycota, Sordariomycetes, Sordariales, Chaetomiaceae. Gene Ontology annotation, biological process: DNA topological change; DNA replication; chromosome segregation.